Molecule: messenger RNA, 1676 nt
Organism: Nezara viridula (southern green stink bug)
Lineage: Eukaryota; Metazoa; Arthropoda; Insecta; Hemiptera; Pentatomidae
Source: the annotation of a GenBank genome assembly
GAGUUUACCACAGACUACUCCCCCCGGUGUUUCUAAUGGAUCUGAUUUACCACCACCGCAGCCGGAUUCGAACCCGUCGCAGGAUAAUGCGGUGGUUUACCGAGAGGGUAACCUGGUGAGCGGGCGGCUGGAGGCUCUGAUCCAGCACAUGGUCCCCACCAACGACUACUACCCGGACCGGGCCUUCCUCUUCGCCUUCCUCCUCACCUCCAGGCUCUUCGUCAAGCCCCACGAUCUACUGGGGCAGAUCCUGGCCCUCACUGAGUCCCAGCUCAAAGCGAAACAAGCGUCGCCAAAGGAAAGGGCAGCCCUGUUGCCACGUCUAGUCCAGCUGAUCGGCGAGUGGUCGGAGACGUUCCCUUACGACUUCCGGGAUGAGAGGGUCAUGUCCCACGUCCGGGAGGUGGCCGUCAACGUGGAAGGAGCUGCCCGCCAAGAAGUCUCCCUCCUCCUCCAUAACUUGCUCUACAGGCUCAAGAAGCUGGAGCAAUACGAAGCAUUCCUACAUUCGAUACACACUGAGGCAACGACCAAUUCCAUAGAAGCUCUCAGUCAGACUGACGUUAGCGAGUUGUGCGGCUCGGCAGUUAGCUUGGCCCAGCAGCUGACCCACAUCGAGCUGGAGCGGCUGUCCUACAUCGGCCCGGAGGAGUUCGUCCAGGCCUUCGCCAAGGAGAGUCCUGCGCUGGAGACGUCCUUCAAGGACAUGAAGCAGACGCGGAACCUCGAAUCCUAUGUUUCCUGGUUCAACAGGCUAAGCUAUUUCGUAGCGACCGAAGUCUGCAAGCACUUGAAGAGUAAGAAGCAGAGGGUGCGAGUGGUGGAGUUCUGGGUGGAGACGGCACGAGAGUGCUUCAACAUCGGCAACUUCAACUCCCUCAUGGCUAUCAUAGCCGGCCUCAACAUGUCUCCCAUCUCGAGGCUGAAAAGGACGUGGAGCAAGGUUCAGUGCGCCAAGUUCUCCGUCCUCGAGCACCAGAUGGAUCCUUCUUGCAACUUCAGCAGCUACAGGUCGACCCUGAAGGCCGCUGUUUGGAGGUCCGCCGCGGCCACGGACGACACCCAGAGGAUAGUCAUCCCAUUCUUCUCCCUCCUCGUCAAGGACCUCUACUUCCUCAAUGAGGGCUGUUCGAACAAUUUUGUAAAAUGUCGGAGCAGAGCCAAUGAAAUAUCGCUUGCGAAGCAGGUGACCGAGUUCAUCACCUGGAAGCAGGUCCAUUGUCCCUUCCCCAAGUCACCGAAGGUCAUCACCUAUCUCCAGGCCACACCUGUCCUCAAUGAGGAUGCUUUGGCUCUGGCUUCAUUCGAAUGCGAGCCCCCCGAGAAUCACGAGAAGGAGAGGUACAAGUCGCUGAAGUGAACCCGCCGCGCUGUGGACUGUGGACUCGGGCUACAACUGACUGCCCACAGAGACCUUUAAUUAUUUGUUUAUAUUUGUGUAUAUUUUUUAUUUGUAUUAACCGUAUAUUGGUAAUGUAUACUCGCCUCUUUUCUUCUGCAUUGUACCUUCUUUAUUUUAUUUUAUCUACUUCCUUUUUUUGUAUUUUAUUUAUGCCAAGAGUUCCUCUCGUUAUGAGAGUUGUAGAAUAUGACGAAGAAAUUAUUAAUUUUACCAGACUUAAUUGUACUUAGUUUUAUUAGUAUUACCCUAUAAAUAAAAUAAUAUAAAGUCUUAA